Molecule: messenger RNA, 2668 nt
Organism: Podarcis muralis (Common wall lizard)
Lineage: Eukaryota; Metazoa; Chordata; Lepidosauria; Squamata; Lacertidae
Gene: HRC
Product: histidine rich calcium binding protein
Biological process (GO): cell adhesion; ossification
Molecular function (GO): calcium ion binding
Source: RefSeq, a predicted model, not a curated record
AAGGGCUAAUCUAGGCCAGCUGUAGACGUCGCUCAUACACACGGUGGGCUGGAAACUGUAUAUUCCUACCCCUUAGCUCUCCUUGCGGGCUGACGGCCUUUCCGAGUUUCUUGCCUCUGAGACUUCUGAGUGUGUUGCUUCCACCCACCCCCUUCUGCCAUGGCUUCCUGGAAAGCCCUGACAAUGGGCCUCCUUCUGGUCCUGCUCUGCUCAUUCAGGCUCCCUAGAGCCCUGGGAGAGGAACAGCACCACCAUCACGAACACCACCAUGGAAGCCAGCAUGAGGGCGAACGCCAUCACCACCAUGGACAGCAUGAUGCUGAUGACGACGGCGAUCAUUAUCACCGUGCCAGCCACCUUCAUGAAGCAGGGCAUCAGCAAGGAGGCCACCAUCCUCACCAUGAUGAUGAUGAUGAUGACGAUGACGAUGAGGAACACCAUCAUCACCACACUGGACAUCACCAUGCAGAGCACCAUCAUCACCACAGUUCCCACCACGAUGAUGAUGAUGACGACGAUGAUGAUGAUGACCACCACCAUGGCAAGCAUCAUCAGCACCAUGAACAUCAUGGUGACCAUCACCACCAUCAUGACGAUGAUGAUGAUGAUGACGAUGAUGACGACCACCAUGACCACCAUGGCAAGCAUCAUCAUCACCAUGAACACCAUGGUAACCAUCACCAUGACGAUGAUGAUGACGAUGAUGAUGAUGACCACCAUGACCAUCAUGGAAAGCAUCAUCAUCACCAUGAACACCAUGGUAACCAUCACCAUAAUGAUGAUGAUGAUGAUGACGACGAUGACCACCAUGGCAAACAUCACCAUGAACACCAUGGUGACCACCAUCACCAUGAUGAUGAUGGUAAUGAUAACGACGAUGACGAUGACCACCAUGGCAAACAUCACCACCAUCACGAACAUCAUGGUGACCAUCACCACCAUCACGAGCAUGAUGAUGAUGAAGAUGAUGACGAUGAUGAUGAUGAACACGACCACCACCAUCAGAAACAUCAUGGUAGCCACCACCACCAUGAUGAUGAUGAUGAUGACGAUGACGACAGUGAUGAAGAGGAACACCAUCAUCAUGAACAUCAUGCUCACCACCAUCACCAUGAGGAUGAUGACGACGACAGUGAAGAAGAAGAAGAGCAUGCCGGUCAUCACCAUCACCACGAUGACGAUGACCAGGAAGAGGCCCACAGGCACCAUCACCAUAAGGAAGCUGACGAGGGCAAAGAGCACCGCCACCAUCACCAUCACCAUGGUGACGAGGAAGACGAGUCUCAUGAAACGGAGUCCAAGGAAGAGGAGGAGGAUGAAGGGCACAAACACAAGCACCCCAGGCACGAAGGCCAUGACAAGGCCAAGAAGCACCACAAAGAGGGAGAAGAAGAGGAAGACGACGAGGAUGACGAGGAUGAGGAAGAGUACGAGGCAGGCUCUCUGUGCCACUACUGUGCCUUCUGCAAGGAUUGCGACAAGUGUGACAAGUGCCCCUGCAAAGAAGGAGACAGCAGCGAAUACUGCGCAAGCUGCCAGUAUUGCCAUUUCUGUUACGUUUGCCCUGUGUGCGAGGCGGCCUGUGCACCCGGGAGCAUCGUGGAUGAAUUAUCUGGAGCCUUAUUUCAGACAUUUGCCACCAUCUUUGAGCAGCAGGAGCAUUGAAGCGCCCCCUGGUGGAGAAACCAAAGUUAGGAGGGGGAGGGGAACCAGGUGACCCUUGAUAUAUAUUUUUUGAGCCAAACUGCGUGUGAUGGAAGAUUCCACGAUUCUUUCUUCCGGAGGUUGUUUCCCCACCCAUCAUUGUCCUCUCAAAAACGUACCCCUGUUGUUUUUCUCCCAUGGGGUCCUUUUAUCCCCCACAUCUGGAAAAUCUGCUGGGAGUUUGUUUUGAGAGGAUACCCGAUGGCAAGAAGGGAGAGGGUUAAGCAGCUGGACUUUACCCAACCCCCUACUUCCAACUUCUGCCUCUCCCAGGACUUUUCAUUCUUAAAAAAGCAGCUGUUGGAAGACACGCAAUUUCAGAACUGGCAGUCUUGUGUAGUCUGGCUUUUAUAAUUAGCUGGGAGGCCAUCGCAGGUAGGCUGCGGCCUGAUGAGCAAGAAGGGUGACCCGCAUUUACUGAGCAAAUCCACCCUGGGGCAAGGGAUUACUAACACCUCAGUGAUGUACGUUUCCCCAGCCUUUGAAUAAGUUUGAGCAAUAGCUCUCCUGAGCAAUAGGUUUCCUGUUCAUGCCUCAGCCCCUAGGCAGGGAAUCUGUGGUUCUCUGGAUGUUAUUGGACUCCAGCUCCCAUGAUCCCUCAUAUUGGCUCUGCUGGCUUGGCGUUGAUGGCAACUGGGGUCCAGCAACAGUGGGGCAGCUGCAAUUUCCCCCUCUCAGCCUCAACUGAACAGGCAGUGGGGCAACUCACCCCGUGCAAUUUUGAACCUUUGGGCUACUUGCUGCAGAAUUGCACACCGACCAGCUUCCAGAUGUUUUCCUUUGAAAUGUCUCUUCGGAAACGUUUGUGCUUGAUCUGUGGUGAUGGUAUGGUGUGGCAUUAGUUGUUCACAGAUGGGUGUUGCAUACGCUGCAACAUUUCUUCGAUGAAAAUAGAGGUGUCCUAUUAAUAAUAAUAAUAAUAAUAAUAAUAAUAAUAAUAAUAAUUUCAUUAUUUAUACCCUAC